CAUGAAAUGCGAUUUUCAUUUUCGACUUAACCAUUGUCUUAAAUUGAAAAGUGACCGACUAUUCCACAAAAAUAAAAUCCCUUAAAUUAAAUAAGUAAUCGGGCGGAGGCGUCGGUGGUCGCAACGGUGGCGUUGACUCGGCGACUCAACACUGCAAGGUGGAUCCAAACGCUGCUUUACUAAACAUUACUGUGCCAUUUAAUCAACCAGCAAUGGGAAAGGCGAGCGGCAAUAGAACCAGCAAUACUUUGUUAGGUCUUGCAUUAUCAGCUAUUUACCUUAAUCUUUCACUUAGCACCGCGAAUGGAAGUCAGUUUUAUCAGUUGGGGCCGAUGCUGCCCAUCAACCUUCCUUUACCAGGUCCCACCCCUUGGCAGGAAGCCCUUGGCGGAUAUGCCCUCGGAUCCAACUCAGGAUAUCGCGGUUUCUCGGACGGCUCACGUGACACCGGUGGAUACUACAAUGAUCUCUUUUCUAAGAAAAACGCAUAUGACUUGGGCAAAGGAUACGGGAAUGGCAUAGAUUACGGGAGAGGAGGAGUCAUUGGGGGAGGAUUUAGAGACCUAGGUGGCAGGAACAAAGGACACCAGGCUGCCGGAUUUGCCACCUCAUACCGAAAGGAUGAAAGUGGUGAUCAAGCGACUUACUACGACGAUGGGCUUGGCCAUCAUGGAAAAAUUAACUAUGGAGCACAUGAUGCAAGAUUUCGAGAUCAAGGCGGCUCACUUCGAAGGGGUGGCUAUCACGACACCAACUUGAAUCGUGCCGCAACUGGAAAAGCAGGACGUUACGGUGACAACUUUGGCUACCGUGGAUACUUAGGCCACGACGGAAGUUUUGCCGACGGCCGAGGCGGCUACGGCUACAAGAAAGGAUGGCGACACGGCAGACUUCUUCCUCUGGCACCACUGCCCGGAGUUGGCAUCCUCAGGCCUCCGCCUACUUUCAAAAGUACCGGACUUUAUGUGAUUCCUAUGCCAAACAAAUUUUACUUUGACCACACAAUCGCACCACCCGCUUGAGGCUUCAUUCCACAUAUUUUUUCUAAAGGUCUUCAUCUUCUAUAACUAAAAGUUGACAAUCGAACUGCCCAAACCUCAGGAUUAUUUAUUGAUAGUUAAUUUAUCUAUAAUGAAAUUGUGUU
Molecule: messenger RNA, 1144 nt
Organism: Cimex lectularius (bed bug)
Lineage: Eukaryota; Metazoa; Arthropoda; Insecta; Hemiptera; Cimicidae
Product: TATA-binding protein-associated factor 2N-like
Exons: 5
Coding region: 213-1022 (269 amino acids)
Source: RefSeq, a predicted model, not a curated record